AUAGAUCUUCUUGGAUGAAGUGGCUUUGGCUAGUGAAGUGAAUCGUGAAUCAGUCUUUUAAAGCUAUUUCAGUCAUUGGUUACUCAUUAAAGAUUGUAAUUUUUGAAUAACUACAAUAAAUUGUUGUUAAGUACUUACUGAAAACUAUUAAAAGCAAACAUAGGAGUUUUGAGAAACAAUGAAAUCUAGAAAUAACCAUCUAGAUACAUUUGGAAAAUAAAAAAAGAAAUUUGCAGUAGAGGAAAAUAAUAAUGUCGGAAGAGACGAUUGUUCGUGCGAGGCAAAAUUGUUGUCGAUUAUGCUUAGCACCAGACGAUGAAUGUGUUUCCAUUUAUGGAAAUUUACAUAUAUCUGAUAAGGAAUCAAUUUCAAAUAAAAUUCAUGCUUGCGUUAAUAUAAAGGUUACAAAAGAUGAUUCGCUUUCAACUAGAAUAUGUCAUAUAUGUAUUAGUUACUUAAAUUGUUGGCAGAGUUUCAAAAAUCGUUGUAUAAAUGCACAGAAAAAACAGGAAGAAUGGCUGGUAGGAGCAAACGUUACACUACAGAAAGAAAUUCGAGAUUUACGCGUAACACAUUACAACGACUCUUUUAAUAAUGGGAUGAAUUUAUCAAAUGAGAGACAAAAAAGUAUACCAGUUCAAAUUAAAGAAGAACCUUUAGAUGAAUGUGAAGAACAGAAAUUAGAUGAAGAUGAAUCUGUUAGAUGUGAUAUAGAUCCAACACAAUUCCUUGCCACAGAUGUAAUUGAAGAGGAAGAAUUAAAACGCUUAGCAGCAAAUAAAAACUUAACUAUUACAAAAAGCGGAGGAGAAAACGGUCCUCAAAUAUUAACUUCACUAGGAUUGCAAUCAAUUGGUAAUGAUAAUGUCAACCCAUUUGCCUUUUUGAGUGCAUCUCUAGGAGCUUCAUCAGAAAAUUUAAAUGAAUUCGGAUCUGAAUCUAAAGAAAAGGCACCUACAUCACCCGGUGCGCCAUCUCAAAAACCACAUGAUUGUCGUAUAUGUAAAAUGAAAUUUUCUACCAGAGCCAAUGCAAGACGCCAUGAGCGUAAUUUACAUGGUUUAAUUAAUGACACGUCUAUUCCACCUUUGUCCAUAUCGACGACUUCAAAUACAGUACAAAGCUCUACACCAAAAAAUAUUAGACGUAAAUCAAAUCCUAUUCCUUUAACUCCCGAAAUGAUGGGAAUAUAUGAAUAUGAUAAGCCCGAAAAAUAUAGACACAUGUUAACACCUCAAAAAUUGGCCUUCAUUGAAGAGUUUGAGGAAUUCUUGAAGCAAUAUCAAACCUUAACUUGCAAAUGUUGUUCAAAACUUUAUCCAAAAUAUAAAAAUUUUAUGGCACAUAUGAGAAAGAAAUAUCCAAAAUUACCUCGAGCUAGUUGCUUCAAAUGCUUGAAACAAUUUGAAUCCAAAGCAAUUUUUGUUUCACAUGUCAAAAGGCGAAAUUGUAUUAACUUAUACAAAUUGUAUACGAAUGACCCUACAAUUGAAAAAUACGAUAAAUCAGAUAAAAUGAAAGCAAAAGAGUUAUUAGUAAAUAAAUUUUACGAAUGUAAGUUAUGUCCAAAAGAAUUUCGUUUAAAAUUGGAAUUUAGAAAUCAUGUUCAUGAAGAUCAUGGAGAAAUAAUUCAGAAAAAAGAAUCUUCCCCGGACACAUGUGUCUUUUGCAGUUUAAAAAUUGAUGAUGCAAUCGAGCGCAAACGGCAUUAUAAUAAUAUGGAGUGCAUAUUAAAUAUUCGAUGUAGUACAUGUAACACUAAAUUUGAAAACCAUCAAACAUUUUUGGACCAUGUUUACAAAGAACAUGUACCUUUACAAGCAAAUAACAGCAAAGAUAGUAGACCUAGUAGCUUAUUAUCUGAUUUAAAAUAUUUAGAUGAUUGUGAAGAAAAAGUUGAAUCAUCUCCACAAAAAUCCAACGAAUCCACAACAUCAAAAGAAGUUGAAAGUGUUCCUCCAGUUAAAACACAAUUUCAUUCACGUAUGCCACAAAAUUGCAAAAUUUGUGGUGCAAGAUAUAAUAACUAUAAUAAUGUAUUAAGGCAUAUGGAAGCAAAACAUCCUGACCAGCUUCCGCAAACAUAUAAAUGUUCUUUAUGUUUUGUUGGUUUUCCCAGGUUAUCUAAUUUGAGGGAGCAUAUGUGGGAUGUUCAUAAUAAAAAGUUGGCAAAACCUAAACGGGAUGCUGAAAUUUACUGUAGAAUUUGCUUAGAGAAGUUCAGUGACAAGGAUAGUUGGGUAAAUCAUCAAACUGAACAGCAUGACAGAUAUAUAUGUUGUAUAUGCUUUUCUCAAUAUGAUGACGUUUUAGUUUUUAAAGAACAUAUAAAAAUUCAUACUAGUCUUUCAUAUACUAGACAACAAGGAACUACGCAAAACUCCUUCAAUAAUCCAAAAGAUUCAGCUAAAUAUACUGGUCGUUUUGAUUACGUAAUGAAAGAUCUAAUGUCAAUUACUAAUGGAAGUGGAGAUAAUAAAGACAAAAAUGAUUUGAGUGUGGAAGAACCUCCAAAUAAAAAACUUAAGUUAAAUGAUGAAUUUAAUCAAUCUAAUGAACUAAGUGUAUCCAAUAAAAUGGAAGGGGAUGAUAAGUUGAAACAAAAAGUUAAACAGUCAAGUUUUACAAAUUCUAAUGUAAAUAAUGAUAAGAAAGCAUUGACAAUCAAACAGUCGUCACUUCAUGAAUGCAAAAUUUGUCAUUCUGUUUUCAAUAGCAGUCAGGGUCUAUCAAAUCAUAUGAGAGCCCACAAUGCUCAAGAAAUGGCAAGGCGAGCAAGUUUAGGCCUACCCCCCACCAAAGUCGAGACAAAGUCGAAUGGAGCGGAAAAUGCUCAAAAGUUUAUAAAAAACAAUCAAGUUUUAGCUUUGGAACAUCGGUUUAGACGAAUGCGUUGUCGUUUAUGCCAAAAAAGAUUUUCAAGUAAAAAGGUUUAUAGACGCCAUAUGUUGGUUGAUCAUCACGUUCAGAACGUCCAAUUUAUUCACUGCGCUAUUUGCCGUGCUGAAUUUGCUCACGAAAAAGGUUUAAAAGUCCACAUGAUUAAAAUACAUGGAAAAAUCUUAAAAGAUAUUGGGGCAGAAAAUUUGCAAUAUGAGUGUGAUAUAUGUUCAAUCGUCUAUAAAAGUGAAGAAGAGUUGAUGUCUCAUAAACAGUCGGUUCAUAAUUUGGCUAUUAAUUUAAGUGGAACGGAAGAAGCUAAAUUAGUCGACAACAAUGCUAAUAAACACAGCGGCAACGUUUCUCAAAACAAUGAGAACAUUCAGUUUUGGUUUCAAUGUAGAUACUGCGCUAGUAAUUUUGAUAGCAAUAAGAAGCUUGCCAUACAUAUUAAUAUUCACGAUGAAGUUGAUUCAAGUGAUUACUCAUGCAAAGAUUGUGGUAAUGUUUAUAGUGGUCGCAAAAGUUUAUGGGUGCAUCGAUAUAAAAAGCAUCCAGUACUACCUUCUCCUUCUUUCUGUGAUACCUGCAACAAAAUGUUUUUUACAAAAGAACAUUUUGAAUUCCACAUGCAACAUUUGCAUAAAAUUCCUUUCAAUAAAAUUGCUGCUGAACAAAAUAAUUUAGUAGAUUCUAUUAAUUCAAAAGAAAUAGGAAUGAAUUCUGAAAUUCAUGUUGAAAAGAAAGAAAAUCAUAAGGAAAUAAUACAUGUGAGUGGUGAAGAUGUACAAACUGUUCAAGUACCUGUUACGCAAAUACCUCAAGUACCUUGUACUGUAUGCCAAAUCAAAUUUUCUGACGAGGAAGCUUUUAGCAAACACAUGAAAAUUCAUGAAGAGUCAUUUUAUACAGACAAUCCUUUGGCCGCGAUGUUUGACACAGAACCUGAAGACCCUGACCAGGUUCUACAAAAAAGAAUAAAUGAAAAUGGAGAGUUUGUUUGUGAUAUUUGUCCUAAAACAUUCCAACAACUAACAGCUUUAAAAGUUCAUCGUAAUUGGCAUUUUAGAAGUGAUGGAAAACAGACUCAAGCCGAUCCAAAUGUGUGGCAAUCUUUUGCAAAGAAGCGUAAAAGUUCUCCUUCGUUUGUGAAAUGUAAAUAUUGUUCUUCAACAUUCUCAUCAUCUAGCGACAUGAAAAGUCAUGUUUUAGAAUCGCAUAACGAAAUGCUUAAUAAAUCUCAAACUCUUCAAAAAGAAAAGCCUUUGGAGUGUAAAAAAUGUAAUCUAAAAUUUAAAACUCAAGACGAGUGGUUAGAUCAUAAAAUCUCUGAUGUCAAAAACGACUUUUCAUCAAAUAAACAAGAGUGGAGUUGUGAUAUUUGUGAAAAAAUAUUUAAUAGGAAAGACGAUUUGCUUCAACACAUACAUUCUCACAGAAGAGAUAACGAAUCAAAAAUAGAAACUUUAAGCAAAACGUUAAUUAAAACAGAGAAUUGCGAUGAGAAAUCUGAUACCGAAAUGGACACCCACGACUUAAAUGACAACAUGACUCUUAACGAAAACAAUAUGGAAUCAAUUUUAGGUAACAACGUCGAGAAUUUAGAAAGCAAAAGGGUUAAGGAAGAAGACUUUAGUAAAGAGCAAACGUCCGAUUCCAGCUCAUCCUCUGAUUCUGAUUCUGAAACAGAUGACGAUGAGCCGGACGAAGAUGAGGAGGAUAAUGAUUAUAAGUACGAUACGGAUGAUGAGGUUUCUGAUGACGACGUGAAUGAUGUAUCUGGCCCCCAUUCCUGUGAUUUAUGUCAAGAAACUUUCGACAAUGCAGAACAAUUGACAUCGCACGUGACAACGCAUUUCUAUGAAUUUGAAAAAUUGAAAACUAAAUUAGAACAUGAUGACAAAGUUAAAGAAAAAAGUAAUUCACCAAUUCAAAAAGAAGUGAAAACUUCUAAUGUGGAAAACGAAGUGGAAGUCAAAUUAGAAAAAGGAUCCCCGGAGGUUCAAAAAGAUAAAAAUAAUAUACAAUACCAAAGUAGAAAUGAAUAUCAUUUAGAGAACAAUAACGAGAAACCAAAACAAAUGCAAAAAUUGAUAAUUAAUCGAAAGAAUUUAACAAUAAAGAAAGAAUUCGCGGAAGAUCCCGAUGAAGAUGAUUCACGCCAAACGAGAGAAAGUACAGAUGAAAAUUUUAGCGAUGUUGAAGAAGAAGAUGAUGAAGAUGAUGAUUAUGAUCAUAAAUAUGUUACAUCUGCUCAACCAAUAACUGAAAGUUUGGAUGAAAGCAUUGUUUAUAGCAAUGACAGUAACCAAGAUUUGUCCAGUAAUAGUGAAGAUGUAGCCGAAGAUGAUAAUGAUGAAGAAUAUAUGGUUAAAGAGAAUAUUAAUGAACAAGUUAUCGGUGAAGAAAUUGUGCAUGAUGAUGACGCUGAAUAUCACGAAAAUAAUAUUACACAUUUAGAUUCAAAUGCAGAUUCUAACUCGGCGUUGGAUCACGAGAAGAAUGAAAUAAUAGAUGAAAGUAAUUUAAACCUUGAAAAUUAUGAACAUUUCAUGGACGAUGAAGAAGACGGUAAUGAAAAUCAGUUUGAGGAUGAAAAUUAAAUAUAAUAAAUUUUUAAUUUUUAAUUGUUGUGGAAAUGACAAUUGUAGAUACCGUUUAAAAUUAUGUUUUGAUUUACUUAGAUGUAUAGUUUUUUUGAAGUUUUGAAUUUAGUGCUUAAAACUAAUUGAGGACCUCUUUUCAUUUUAAUCUUAGUCACGAUAAGAUCUUAAACAUGCAGUCUUUUUCACUUCGAUUCUAAAAUUUUACAGAUUCAAUUUAAUUCAUAUGCUAUAUUUAAAAUUAUGUCCGAUAUGCUAUAGGUAGAAUUAAUUUUAAUACUUAAAUUAUAAAAAAAAAUAUAUAGGAAAAACAACAAAUAAAAAUAUAAAGUACUUAAAUGUUGUUACUAAAAAAACAGAAAAUACAAAUAAAAGCAUAUUUUUUACAAUGAUUAAAAAUAAAUGUUUUGAAAGAACAUUGAAAUGUUGGGCGCUACUGGUUAAAUUGGAAAUAUAAACACAUAUAUACAUAAUAUUAAUUUAUUUAUUACAAUAAAAUUUAUUUGAAUGACAUUAUUAAAGUAAAUUUGGCUCAGUUUCACAAGAACUCUAAUAUGUAAAAAUUUAGGAUAAAAACAGUAUUUUACCAUGGGUCCAUAAUAUGUUUAAUUUAUUUAUUUUUGAGUUAGGAAAAUGUUAACAAAAAAGAUUUAACUGAUUUCCAAAUGAAUUGGAAUUUUACAGCUUGGAUUUAAUAAAAGAAUGCUUAAUAUUCUUUUACCAAUUUGAUUAGAAAAUUCAUCAAUAAUCAAAUUAAUAGAAUAUUGAUUCAAUGAACUUUUUUGUAAUUUUUUUUCCAUUUUCAUUUUC
Messenger RNA from Condylostylus longicornis, 6293 nucleotides. RefSeq names its product zinc finger protein hangover. The record is from RefSeq and is a predicted model, not a curated record. The coding region runs from base 252 to 5483 and encodes 1743 amino acids. The transcript has 7 exons. Gene Ontology annotation, molecular function: DNA-binding transcription factor activity, RNA polymerase II-specific; zinc ion binding; RNA polymerase II transcription regulatory region sequence-specific DNA binding. Lineage: Eukaryota; Metazoa; Arthropoda; Insecta; Diptera; Dolichopodidae. Gene Ontology annotation, biological process: regulation of transcription by RNA polymerase II. Gene Ontology annotation, cellular component: nucleus.